AUGGAUGGACCUCCGCCCCUCCGCGUUCAAGCCCGGGGCAGACUCCAGGAGCUCCUGCGUCCGGUGACCUCCCCGCCCACCAACACCUCGCGGACGGCGCGUGCAUCCACCGCCUCCAUCUUCAUCACGAGCGUCGAUGCGGACGACGGCCUGCUCUCCUCCGCCCUUCUCACUGGCUCUCCCUCCCGCCGCUAUGCCGCACCUGGUGCCGCCGCGCGUCGAGGUCGCCACGCCCUUGUCCUCCACCUCCCGUGCGGCCUCUCUCAGCGUAAUGCUGAGACAAGAAUGAUGGCAAUCCACGACAUAGACAUGCAUGGGGAGGACCCGAAAAAGUUCUACGUUCGGUCAGCUAAAUUCAUCGAGCCGCUGCAAGAUUUUGUGGUCGGGGAUAGUGUAGGAUAUAUCCACGUUUACUCAUAUGAAAAAGUGGAGAAACUGCAUAAUUUUAGAGGUCAUGGGAAAAGCGUCUCCUCACUGGCGGUUCACCCUAUUGAGCCAUUUGUGCUCUCGGCAUCUCGUGACAAGCUGAUCAAACUUUGGAACUGGGAGACUGGCUGGCAGUGCAUACGGAUAUUCGAAGGACACUCAGACUGGGUGCAUCAAGUGAGAUUCAACCCGCAGACUGCGAUGAACACUUUUGCAAGUUGUUCACGUGACUCCACGAUAAAGAUCUGGAACAUGUAUUCUCCUACUCCUGUCACCUCAUUCGACUGCAAUUCCAGAGAUGUUCGUGCUCUUGAUUAUUUCAUCCUCGGUGGUGAUUUGCAGUAUUUGGUUACAAGCUUCUCUUGGUCAGGGAGUGCACGGAUCUGGGAUUUGCAAACAAAUACAUGUAUCAAACUCAUCAACGGACUUCACCGCUCGGGCUACAAUAUUGCUGCGAUUGAAGGUCUCCCAGGUCGUCCGAUUCUGCUUACAGUGUCAGAUGAUCUCACUGUUGCUUUUUGUGACUCAACAACUCACAGGUAUGAGAAAAGGAUUAAAUUUAACUUGGGAUUCAUCAAGGACUUUGCAUACAUUAACAUGACAAAAAGCAUCGCCGUCCUAUAUGAAGGCGGAAUUGCAAUAAUUGAAACAGUUGAUCUUCCACAAAGAUUCGCACUUGAUGAUGGCGACAGUGGUUGA
Messenger RNA from Lolium perenne, 1125 nucleotides. The record is from RefSeq and is a predicted model, not a curated record. Lineage: Eukaryota; Viridiplantae; Streptophyta; Magnoliopsida; Poales; Poaceae.